Leptonychotes weddellii (Weddell seal) is the source of this 4590-nucleotide messenger RNA. The record is from RefSeq and is a predicted model, not a curated record. NCBI's taxonomy places the organism in Eukaryota, Metazoa, Chordata, Mammalia, Carnivora, Phocidae.
AUGAUCAAACUGUUUCCAAGUAGGUGCAUCUCCGAACAAAGCUCAGAAUUUAUAGGAACACGAAAACAUCCAGCAGCCAACAAGGUAGAAUUCAGAAUGUUUGGCAUUCCACCAAAAUCUCGAGCUAAGGAGCUCGAACUGGGUAGAAAGACCUCUAAACUGGGCCAGAAGUGGCCACCGUUUUACAAGCAGCCGCUCUUUAAAAUUCAACAGGAUGACUGGCAUCUGGACCAUAAAGCUGUCGGAAUUGACUUAGCUUUUAUUGAGAAUGGAUACAUUUAUCACACCAAGUAUGACACAGCGGACAGAAUUCUGACAGAUUCCAUUCAGAGAGCAGGCGACAACAUUUUAGCGGUUCUUAAAUAUCUCGCUACAUCCGAUAUGUUGGCUGCUGCUUCUCAGUAUCGACACGGAAACAUGGUCUUCUUUGACGUGCUCGGCCUGUUUGUUGUCGCCUACCCCUCCCGCGUCGGCUCGAUAAUUAACUCCAUGGUGGCAGUGGCUGGCAUGUUGUACCUGGGCCAGAAGCUGUUGCAGCCCAAACACAAGACUGAUAACUACAUGAAGGACUUCUUCUGCGCACUUGGCAUCACUCUGAUAAGCUGGUUCACGAGCCUGGUCACCGUGCUCAUCCUGGCGGUGUUCGUCUCCCUGGUUGGACAGUCCCUGUCGUGGUACAACCACUUCUAUGUCUCCGUCUGUCUGUACGGAACUGCAGCUGUGGCCAAAAUCGUACUCAUACAUACUCUCGCAAAAAAAUUGUACUAUGUGAAUGCCAGUGACCAGUAUCUGGGAGAAGUAUUCUUUGACACCUCGCUGUGUGUGCACUGCCUUUCCCUCCUGGCUCUCACGUACCGAGGACUGUGCUCGGCGUUUAUUAGUGCCGUCUGGGUGGCCUUUCCCUUGCUCACAAAGCUCUGCGUGCACAAAGACUUGAAGCACCAUGGUGCCCAAGGAAAAUUUAUUGCCUUUUACCUUUUGGGGAUGUUUAUUCCUUAUCUUUAUGCAUUGUACCUCAUCUGGGCAGUAUUCGAGAUGUUUACCCCCAUCCUCGGGAGGAGUGGUUCGGAAAUACCACCUGACGUCGUGUUGGCCUCCAUUUUGGCUGGUUGUACCAUGAUCCUGUCUUCCUAUUUUAUUAACUUCAUCUACCUUGCCAAGAGCACGAAGAAAACCCUGCUGACGCUGACCUCGGUGUGCGCAGUCACGUUCCUCCUGGUCUGCGGUGGCGCGUUUUUCCCGUACAGCUCUCAUCCCGCCAGCCCGAAGCCGAAGAGGGUGUUUCUUCAGCAUAUGACUAGAACAUUUCAUGACCUGCACGGACACGUGAUGAAACGGGACUCCGGGAUAUGGAUCAAUGGGUUUGAUUACACGGGCAUGUCUCACGUAACGCCUCACAUCCCCGAGAUCAACGAUACCAUCCGAGCUCACUGUGAGGAGGACGCACCCCUGUGUGGCUUCCCGUGGUAUCUCCCGGUGCACUUCCUGAUCAGGAAAAAUUGGUAUCUUCCUGCCCCAGAAGUUUCUCCAGGAGAUCCUGCUCAUUUCAGACUCGUGUCCAAAGAACAGACACCCUGGGAUUCUGUGAAGCUGACGUUUGAAGCCACAGGACCGAGCCACAUGUCCUUCUACGUUCGAACCCACAAAGGGUCAACACUCUCCCAGUGGUCUCUUGGCAAUGGCACCCCGGUCACAAGUAGAGGAGGGGACUACUUCGUAUUUUACUCCCAUGGGCUCCAGGCCUCUGCAUGGCGGUUCUGGAUAGAAGUACAGGUCAUGGAAGAACGGCCUGAAGGAAUGGUCACUGUGGCCAUUGCUGCCCACUACCUUUCUGGGGAAGAUAAGAAAUCCUCCCAGCUGGAUGCUCUGAGAGAGAAGUUCCCAGACUGGACAUUUCCUUCUGCCUGGGUGUGCACCUACAGUCUCUUUGUGUUUUAGUCUUCUGGAGGAGCGCGGAGUACAUGCCCAGCGGAAUACCCCCGUGACGCAGUUUCUCCCCACGUUACAUGGAUGUUUGUAAGUCAGUGAUUUUGAAUGAGCACCUGUUCAGAGACCUUCGUGGGCUGACACUCUUCAGGGCCCAGCAUGAUGAUGGGGACGUGUGGCCUGACACUUGAAAGCGCCGGUUUCCUGGCCCCAAAGCACCGUGGGCACCACGACACCCGUCAGUCAUUCUCUGGGACCUUAAGGAUAAAAGCCAACAAACCACUUGAGUAGUUGUUACCCCUUAGGAUCAUGACAUAUGUAGAAGGUACUGUGAGCUGUUCAUGGGACAAAGGACAUUUCCAGUUGAAGCCCAAGAUGAUUGGUUUGGUCAGAGGAUGGUAGCUAAAAAUCCGUUCGCUGGAGUCGGGACUCCCCUAAGACGGACCUUAGGGGUCAGAGGGCAGGGACAGCGAGGCCUGGGGGCAAGCUGGGGGCUCCUGGGGCCGCAGCCUAAGCCGAGGGCUCUGCUACUUCAGGCAGCUGCUCAAAUGUGCUUGGCUCCUCUGGAGUCUGUGCCGAGCUGGGGAUGUGCAUCCUUCUGACACAUGGUCCCUGAGAGCCAUCGCUGUGAUGCUUUUUGGAGUUGCUUUCAAGGCCCGAUGUCCAACUUUUCCCUUGUCCACCUUGCCGGUUUCAGCGGAGCGUUUGUUCAGCUGCCUUUCCUGCGGGGUUUUUCCAGGCUCUUCUGGCUCAGGCUGUCGUGGGUGCAAGCACAUGGGCUUGGUUCCAUCCUCAGAGCCCAGGGUUGCCACGGUGGCUGCUCUGGGCUGGGAAGUGAGUGGGGUGACGAGUGGCUGGGCAUUUUAUAAAUAUUGAUUCUCUCCAUUUAGUAGGCAUGUCCUAUUAUCCAAGGUUAAUCCUUUAGGGCGUAACUUUAUUGAUGCACUGAGUCCUUAGUUUUGUCGGUUUUCUUGCCAGUCUCAAUCAUCCGUCCGUAUCCAGCAGAACUGGCUUUCCCGGGGCUGCGCGUGCGGGCUUUGCCUGCAGCGAGGCCACCGGCCCUGCAGCCGCUGAUGAGGAUCCUGCAGAAGGGCAGGCCGAGGACCUCAAGGUGCUUUUCAUUUAGAAGACGGCGGUGGGGCUUGGGAGGCGCGUCUCUGCUCCGGCAGUGGAAGGGUUUGGGGAGAUGAGUGGUCAGUUCUCCUAGCUUGCUCUUUUCCAUUAAGAAACUGGAAAGGUUGGACAAAUUCUCAGUUUAGCCAGCAUAGGCCAAAAAGGCAUUUUAAAGAAAAGCCAUAGUAAAACGAAGUGGCACUAAGCAUGCAUCGCCAGAGGACUUGUGACAGAUGGAUGCAGUGUGCUUUCUCCGUCCCGCUCCUCCCGGGUGCCCGCAGACUUCCGACGACGUUGUCAGGCGAUGGGGAAGGGUUGCCGUGUUUGUAGCUUAUAGAGAAUCAGAGUUGUGGACAAAAAGUGAUCAAUGAAUUUCAAAAUACAGCCUAGUUCUUUUGUCCCUGUGGUUGAUCUGAAAUAGAUUUUAUUGGGGGGGGGGGAGUCCCAUGUUGAGGACGUGCAUUGUAUGAAAGUUCCUUUCUUCCCCCUUUGGGAAGGAUGUGAUUCGCUUUCAGUAAUAAUCAUGGUUUUCUUUCUGCCUUUGUUAUUUUUCUUUGUAAACAGUCUCUCUCGGUUUUCAAGAUGCUCGCUGGUCUCAGGGCAGACUGCUUUAGCGCCAGAAAUGGCUGAGUACUUCUACUUACUGUUCAUGCCACUCUUAUAAUAAGCACACCAUCAGAUGAGUCAGCAGCCUGAGACUGGAGUAGCUCCCCAUUCAAAACUCACUUCUGAGAGGGCCUUUUCAAAUUCUAACAAAUGCAGUUUUCCCUACAGAAUUUCAGUGUAAGUAGCCCAGUAUUGCACAUGCAUUGAAAAAGUCUGACCUUAGACUGCUGCAUGAAGUACCUGUUUCCAGUUCAGCUGAUGGAAAUGAGCACCCACAGGGUUGCUAAGAUGUCUCCACUGAAGGGGCCACAGUCAGCUGCUCACUCAGGAAGCUGUAGGAGGAACAAUGGUCUCUCUUUUCACUGGUUUGCUGACUUGCUGAGGAUUAACUGUUGCCUUACAUUACUGAAAUAAACUUUUUACCUCCUAGUUAGUAUCUUUAACAGAAAAACCAGAUCUUUAUUGUUUGUUCUGUAUCCCCACCUUUGAAGGGUUAUUUCAAGUCUACAGAGCCUUUUUUAUAAGUCUUUUUAAUUGCUUUUAAAAUACCUAGAUGGCUCAUGUGGGCAGAGCAGGUAUGUGAGCAAAGAGCUCAAUAAGGAAAUACUGGAAUGCUUUUUACUCUGGAAUGAAAUUGUGCAUCAUAUUUUGUUAAAUGUUGAGCUUUUUAAAAAUCCUCUCCAUUGGCAAAGAAAAUCACUGAAGGGCUAAUCCAGAAGGAUUGUGGGGGCAGGAGGAAGAAAUGGUCUUUCAGCCAGUGGCCCACCACUCACUCUCCUCUCUUCCCAAGGAAGGGGGGCAUUGCCACCCCCCAGAAAAGGUCCCUGGGCAAGUUCCUAUGCAAGUUAUUUUGCUUUCUCAGUGAAUUGCCUUGGAACAGUUCGGUACACCUCCUCAUCAUGCACCUUGCCGCCUUUUAGGGCCAAUGAAGCCAAAAUGCGUUUA